UACCAAUAGUCUGUUUCGUCAUAAGAUCUUGAAAUAAGCAAUAACCAAGAAAAAAGGAGACACAACAAUGAAGAUCACAAGUGAGUUUACUGACCGAAAUCAAAUUAAACGAGAAAUGUGGUAAAUUUAAAACUGAUGACAAAGAAAUUGAUUCAGUAAGAUGAACAGUUCUUGAUCCUAAAACAGGAGUGGAGGUUCCAUCAGCUAUAGUGACAUUAGGUGAAGAGGUAGAUGUACAAAGGUUAGAGAAUAAAUUGGGGUUACCUGUCAUAUGGUCUGUAGCGCCAGAGUCAAUGACCCAUUUUGACGUGGAGGAAAGAAGACAUUUAGAAAUGUUACCUGUCUCUGCGAUGGCCGUAAUGGGAGUAGAAGAUGAUGCCCUCGAUGACUCUUGAUACUGCUGAAAUUUAGCAAACUCCUCUGCAGAAAUCGUAAUUGACUUGUCAAGAUUAUCAGGAGUAGAGGCGACAUGUGCAAAGGGUGAUGACAUUCUCUGACCCUUAUUCAACAAUUUUCUGCAUUCAUGCUUCGUAUGGCCAGAUUUAUGACAAUAAUAGCAAACAAUACCUCCUGGAUUUGAUCUUUGGUUAUUUGGAUGACCUUUGAAGCUAUUUGAUUCAACCCCCUUAUUACCUCUAUAAUCAUUUGUGCGCCCAAUCAAAGCAUUGCUAGAAUCAGAUGAUGUAACUGCUUGUGUCUUUUUAGUACGAAGUAUUCGAGUGUAAGCUUCUUCCAACGAGUAGAUAUUUGAGCUUGACAACACUUUAUCUUUGUCCAUCUCAUAUUUAGGUGCAAGACCUACUAAAAAACUCAUGAUAAACAACUUUUCACAUUGAGCCAUUAGAACUUUUGGAUCCGUGCUGAUUGGCAUUAAGGCAUUGAAUUUCGCGCAUGUAUUUUUAACCUCCAUAAAGUAGCUUGUAAGAGAUUUUUCUCCUUGAUGAGGUUGAUAUAGUGUUACAAACAUCAAACACUCUAUUAAUAUUUUCUUUCCCUGAAUAAAGGAAAUCCAGAUAUUUCAAUAGUCCCUUGACUGAUUCGCAGUGAUUUACUAGUUCAACAAUUUCACGGUCAAUAGUAGAAGCAUCCUUGAAUCGUCUCACCACCAAAUCUUCUUAUUAGCAUCAAUCGGUGGCUCUUCUGUGAUGUGAUCAUCCAUCUCCAUGCUCCUAAUAAAGUGGCGGACAUUUGAUCUCCAUGAAUAGUAGUUGGAUCCAUUCAACUUGUGUUCAGUUACUUUUGACACCAUAGGAACAAUCUCAGACAUGACUACUGGUUUCUUAUCAGCCAUUAUCUCAAAAACAAUAGACACUGGACAACAGAGAUUCAAACCCUAAUUUACCGAAGAGAUGUCUUUACAAGCAGUGAGAAUAUCUAUAUAUCCCAAAACACACCACCAAGAAGAGUCAACCACACUGAAGAAAUCCACAGAAAAUGAACAAAAAAAGGACGGCACACGCGCCUACACGUGCCGGCGCGUGGAUGGACGGCAAAGAAGAAUAGUAGGCGCGUGAGCCUCAUGCGUUGGUCAGAUGGCAAUCGGACCUUGAGGUUUUUUAGAUCGGCAGUUGGGCUCCUCUUUGGACUGGGCGGUGUAAAAAAACAAUUUUUUUUUUUUUUUUUGGGUGGUGGCGGCUAACGACGGCGACUGUGAGCAAAAGUGUAAACUCACCUCUCCACAAAACCCUAAACGUAUCACAAAUGGGUUCUAAAUUCUGAUACCAUGUAAAACUCUUAGGUUUGAGAAAGAAUCAUAAUGCUCUAUUCAUUCACCAAAGAUAUGAAUAUAUACAAGUGUACAAAGCAUAGAAAAGGAAAAUAUCACAAAAUAUUUACAAGAAUGGAAAAUCCUAAUUAUAGAAUUAUAACAAAAAGGAAACGAGCCUCUUUAUUAAUAAGGUGAAAAGAGACUAAUGCUCAAAAUACAAGAGGGUUAUACAAAGAGCAAGAGAGCCUAAGGAUCAGGAUUCACAUUCGGGCAUCUCAACUAGGUUGACACCCCAUUAAUGCCCUCAUCAUAUCCAUACAAAACUAACAUAAUGAUAAAAAGCAAAGGACAACCAAGGUCCCAAGACAAUUCACUAACCGAUACACAUUGAUACAAAGGAAGACUAGGCCAGAUAAUAUAAGAUUGAGAUAAAAACUACUAAAAAACUGGGAAGAUGAAGGCCUGCCAAUUUAAACAUAAUUCCUGUAUGGAGAAAUCUUCGAAAGUCUUGCAUAAAGUGCAUUAGGAUGAAGCAUUUCUUCGUGCUAAUUCAAACUGAUCCACCCAACCUACUUCUUUAUUGUGGAAUACUCUUUGGUUUCUUUCAAACCACAAUUAUGCAAGUAAAGCCUUCGCCGUAUUAACCCCCUAGGGCGCUUCUUAAGUGAAGGGCCUAUUAAAAUUUGCUGAACAUUACUUCUAAAAUUAUCUCUAAACAUCCCAGCAAUAUUAAAAAAUGGAGAAAAAUUUCCACCACCAUGUUGCUGAAUAUGAACUUUUGAUGGCAUUAAAGUUGCGACUUAGCAGGAGGCCGUGAAACUCGGUGGCCGGAAAGGGCAAGCUGCUGCUACUGCUGCUGCUGCUUCUUCUUCUUCAGAUUUCUGAUAGGUUGAAGGAAGUAGGAAAUGUUUCUCAAAGUGCAGUUACCAUGGAAUGUCAUAAUUCCUGCUGAAAACUUGGACGCAAAAGGCUUGAUGCUCCAAAGGUCUAUUAUAAUUCGUCUACUGGACGAAUUUGCCACAAAAAAGGCCACCAAGGAUCUCGGCUAUUUCCUCGCAGUUACAACUCUUGAAAAUAUAGGAGAAGGGAAAGUUCGUCAGACAGGUGAUGUCUUGUUUCCAGUUAUUUUUAGUGGUAUCACCUUCAAACUUUAUAGGGGAGAGAUCUUGGAAGGAGUUGUUCACAAGGUUCUCAAGCACGGUGCUUUCUUGAGAUGUGGCCCUGUUGAGAGCAUAUAUCUCUCUUACCUGAAAAUGCCAGAUUACCGCUAUGUGCCGGGUGAGAAUCCUGUGCUCUCAAAAAUUGGGAAAGAUGUAGUAGUAUGUUUUAUUGUCAUUGGAACAAAGUGGCUUGAGGCCGAAAGGGAGUUUCAGGCACUGGUAAGUUUGGAGGGUGAUUAUUUAGGGCCUGUUUCUUAAUGAAUUUCUGGCACUGUACUGUUAAGUUUGUACUGUGUAUAUAUAAACAAAAUCAAGUCAUCUUCAGGAUGGAUCAAUGUGUAGGUGACAUUAUUAAGUGAAGCUAAAUGUUUGUAGGAAGUUUCUUGGACGAUGGAUGGUAGGCCUGUAAUGCAAUUUGCUAUCAUGUUAUUUUCUUCAUCUUUGUUGAGCUUUUAGGACUUGAUUAUAUUGUUUAGACGGAUAUUGAAUAUCUAUGUUUGUUUUACUGAAUAUGAACUUUUGAAAAAUAGGUUAUGCAAAUCUUCACCAUCCUUUUUAAACAAAGGGCAAAUAGAAGAUAACAAAUGAACCGAAGGGAACUUUCUUUGCAUGACCGAGGAACAAUUUAGAAGGCCAAAAAUCAUUAUCCACACUUGAAUAUUUACUUUCCUCGGACUUUUAGUCUUCCAUAAAGCCUUAUAUAGACAUUUGUCCAAAGGGGAUGAAGGGGAGAGAUGAGUAGUGAGAGAUUUAACUGAAAAAUUACCGAAAGCUUCUAGGAACCAUGUUCUCGUAUAAGAAUUUUCCGAAAUUCUUGUGCCUGAAAUUAGAGUUAACAAGUUGUGAAACUCUAUUAUCUCGUCAUCUUUAAGCAAUCGACAGGAUACAAUAGACCAAGAAGUCAGCAUAUGAUCCCAAUGAGAUGCUUUGGAUCCCUUUGGUAACAAAGCAAUCCUAAAAAGUCCAAGAUACCGAAUAUUUAGAGGGAGUGCAUCUACCCAUAGGUCGGUCCAAAAAGCAAUUCGAGUACCAUUGUCAAGUUUGAAAGGAGCCAAAGCUUCUACUUUCAACCAAAUUAUCGAAAUGCAAAUCCAAGGGCUUCUCAAGCUAUUCCCCACCUUUCCAGCCGUGUGCCAAUAAUGAAGUCUUUUCCAUGAAUGCUACUAACCACUUGCCUCUAUAAGGAAUUUUCUUCCUCCAUAUAUCGCCAACCCCAUUUAGCUAGUAAAGCCAUAUUUCUAUUUUUGAGACCUCCAAAUCGAGACCUCCAUCAAUUAAGGAACGUGUAACAAUGACAAUGUCCCAUUUCACCAAAUAGUUUGUUUUGCUUCCCUUAUGCCCUUCCCAAAAGAAAUUUCGCAUAAUUCUUUCUAAUGAGAGAAUCACUUUAUCGGGCAUUGCAAAUAAGGACAAAUAAUAAGUUGGAAGAUAGGAAUAACCAUUACAACUGAGGAAGAAAAGGAAAAGGACUAAUAUCAAAUAUUCACAAUCGUUUUUCUUGGGACGCGACAUAUGAAAUUAUGAUGUACAAUUAAUGAGCAUUCUUAAAAUUUGGGUUAUUGAAGGUUCUUUUUUAUUUUUUGAUUUUUUUAACGUACAAUCUAUUUGAUAGUAUGAGGUUCAAUCUCAAAACCAAUUGGCAACGGGAGGGAGUAUCUCAUCUAUCUUAUAAAGAGUGUGAGGUCUUUUAGUUUUUCCAACGUGGAAUUCUCAACCUGCCCCCUCAAGAUGGUGCCUCUUUUGGGUUCACCAUUCUUGAUUGGAUCUCAAUUUCUUUUUUAUUGGAUCGAAUAUCCGUUUGGGCUUUAUGGGCUCUGAUUCCAUAUUUGAUAGUGUGAGGUUCCAUCUCAAAGUCAAUUGGAAACUGGAGGAGUAUCCCAUCUAUCUUAUAAAAAGUGUGAAGUCCCUUGGUUUUUCCAAUGUGUGGGAUUCUCAACACAACCGUUCAAACAAUGCCUUCCUUUUAUCUAUCUUAUUUUAUUUUUGAAAAGGAAACAUAACUUUUCAUUGAUAAAUUGAAAAGAGAUUAAUGCUCAAGGAUACAAUAACCUUUAAGAGGAAUGAGAAUGCGCAAAAAUAAAAUGAGAAGAAAUACUAAUGAGAUACAAAGAGGAUAAGACAACAAAAAAACACACACUUAUUCCUAACAAACCAGCUCCAAAAAGGAAAACAAAACAAGAGAGCACAUAAACUAUAGCCAAAGUCGAUAACAAUCCAAUGGGCAGAUGAGGAAAGAAGUCCAAAAAGGCUGGAAGUGCGAGAAUCAAACCACAGUUCAAACUAACUUCUAAACUGCCACUUCCAAGAUUACAACUACCAAGAGAAAUCCUUUUAUCUAUUUAAAAAAUUAAACUAUAGAUUAACUUCUUCUGAAAUUCCAUCUUUAUUUUUUUGAAAAGAAAACAAAACUUUUCAUUGAUAAAAUGAAAAGAGAGUAAUGCUAAAAAGUACAAUAUUCCGAAAGAGAAAUAAGAAGAAAAUAACAAGGAGAGUAUAUAUAAGAAACGAUUCCAACUGAAAGUGAGAUUAUCAUUCUUCUUCCAAUUCUCCCUUUCACCACACUUUGUCUUGUUCAAGCUUCAAUUUCUUUUUAUUCUGAGGUUAUAGCUUCUAUAAUUGAUUCUUGAGCUCGCUUAGAUUGAAUAAGAACUUGAUUGCUAUUGUCAAAGCUGCAUCAUUGUUUCUACCAAACUGUGAUUCCCCAUUUACGACCUCGAUACCUCCGUCAACCA
Molecule: messenger RNA, 5600 nt
Organism: Benincasa hispida (wax gourd)
Lineage: Eukaryota; Viridiplantae; Streptophyta; Magnoliopsida; Cucurbitales; Cucurbitaceae
Source: RefSeq, a predicted model, not a curated record